CCUCAAUAUCUUCUCACCGGAGACGACAAUGAUUCGGUACCCCGCCGGUGCGCUGCUCUUUCUGGUGCUGUCGAUCGUCGCCGUCGACGUCGAGAGCCGGAACGCCGUUGAUGAUGUGCUGAAAUUGCCUUCGGAAGCUGCGAGAUUCUUCCGUCCAAAUGAUGUUGGUAACGCCGUUGAUGAUGACUCUGUGGGAACCAGAUGGGCGAUCCUGCUUGCUGGAUCAAAUGGAUACUGGAAUUACAGGCACCAGGCAGAUGUAUGCCAUGCCUAUCAACUCCUCAAGAGAGGUGGUCUCAAAGAUGAGAAUAUCAUUGUUCUCAUGUAUGAUGACAUUGCUUACAAUGAAGAGAACCCUAGGCCUGGAGUCAUCAUAAACAGCCCACAUGGUAGUGAUGUUUACAAAGGAGUACCAAAGGAUUAUACCGGGGAUGAUGUUACUGUACACAAUUUUUUUGCAGUUCUACUUGGAAACCAAACUGCAGUUAAAGGGGGCAGUGGGAAGGUCGUGGACAGUGGUCCAAAUGAUCAUAUUUUCAUAUACUAUUCUGAUCAUGGCGGUCCUGGGGUGCUUGGGAUGCCUACCAGUCCUUACAUCUAUGCAAAAGAUCUGAUAGAUGUCUUGAAAAAGAAGCAUGCUUCUGGGACAUAUAAAAGCUUGGUAUUCUAUCUUGAAGCGUGUGAGUCAGGAAGUAUCUUUGAGGGUCUUCUUCCUGAAGGGUUAAAUAUCUAUGCAACCACGGCCUCGAAUGCAGAAGAGAGCAGCUGGGCAACCUAUUGCCCUGGGGAGUAUCCUAGUCCUCCCCCAGAAUAUGAUACAUGUUUGGGCGACUUGUAUAGUGUUGCCUGGAUGGAGGACAGUGACAUACACAAUCUGCGGAGGGAAACACUGCGGCAGCAGUAUGAACUGGUUAAAAGGAGAACUGCAAACGAGAACUCUAUAUAUGGUUCCCAUGUCAAGCAAUAUGGCGAUCUGCAGCUUAGCAAGGAAAAUCUUUUCCUCUAUAUUGGUACAAAUCCUGCAAAUGAUAAUUAUACUUUUGUGGAUGACAACUCCCUGCGGCUUUCUUCAAAAACAGUUCACCAACGCGACGCCGAUCUUUUACAUUUCUGGCACAAGUUCCGCAAGGCUCCUGAAGGCUCUGAUAGAAAAUUUCAAGCUCAGAAGCAGUUUGCUGAAGCUAUGUCACAUAAAAUGCACUUGGACAACAGUGUAAAUCUUAUUGGAAAGCUGUUGUUUGGAAUUGACAAAGGCACUGAGGUGUUGAAGACUAUCCGACCUGCUGGGCAGCCUCUUGUUGAUGACUGGGACUGCCUUAAAACAUUGGUCAGAACAUUCGAGGCACACUGUGGAUCCUUUUCUCAAUAUGGAAUGAAACACAUGCGCUCCAUUGCCAACAUCUGCAACGCUGGAAUUCGGAAGGAGCAGAUGGCUGAGGCAUCAGCACAAGCUUGUGUCACCAUUCGUUCAACUUCUUGGAGCUCUCUCCACAGGGGGUUCAGUGCCUGA
Molecule: messenger RNA, 1510 nt
Organism: Ilex paraguariensis (yerba mate)
Lineage: Eukaryota; Viridiplantae; Streptophyta; Magnoliopsida; Aquifoliales; Aquifoliaceae
Source: the annotation of a GenBank genome assembly